Molecule: messenger RNA, 2237 nt
Organism: Cimex lectularius (bed bug)
Lineage: Eukaryota; Metazoa; Arthropoda; Insecta; Hemiptera; Cimicidae
Gene: Nost
Product: nostrin
Exons: 12
Coding region: 37-2151 (704 amino acids)
Cellular component (GO): cytoplasm; plasma membrane
Molecular function (GO): protein binding
Source: RefSeq, a predicted model, not a curated record
CAGUUUCAGUAACACCUCUGCCGGACCGACGACGGCAUGUCUUGGUUCGCUUCCUUCGUCAACGUCCUCGUGAACGGCCGCGAGGCUGAGCGCCGCCCCGAGGACGACGGGUCCGUCCGGUUCCCCUCGUCAUCAUCAGAGACGGACUCUUUCGACGAUUCGGACGACGAGGUCCGCUUCGCCGAUAUCGACGGCCAUCUCCUAGAGGAGGCCGAAGACCUCGAGCCGGACGACGACCCCAUCCCGGAAACUGCAAUAGAGACGUACCAGGAUUCCGAUUCUGAAGGUGUGGCGAGGAGCACCUCGCCUGCUGCCGUGUACGCGACCGUGUCCCGUCCCGAGUGGGAGAGGAGCAGGUUCGAGUUCCCGUUCCCCGUCCUGGAGUUGCGGGGCCCGACGCCCCCGGAGCCCGACUUCCCGGAGUACGAGCCAUCGAAGACGUCCGCGUUGGGACGACAGCUCUCCUCCCUCGCCCUGCCCGAGACGGGACUGGAAAAGGGGGCGAAACGGCUCUGGGGGAGCUUCCAGAAGCUGGCCACACCCCAGGCGUCUAGGAUCAAGAGGAGGUUUGCCCAACAGCCAGUUUUCCAACACCAGGGCCAGAGCGGAUUCGAGGACCUCCGACGUCACGUGAAACAGGGCGGCGACUUUUCCAAAGAGCUUGCCUCCAUCCUCCAAGAAAGGUCUGAGGCGGAAGCUCAGUACGCCAAGCUGCUUGCGAGGCUGUCGGCCAAAUUGGCCAAGGCGACGAAGGAGCUGAGCGGGACGGUCAACUCGACCUGGCACCGGAUCGGGAUCGAGAUGGAGAACGAGUCCGAGAUACACAGGAGCUUCGCCGCCUCGCUCACCGAGAACCUUGUCAAGCCGCUGAGGAGCCUCACCGAAUCACAGCACAGGAUCAGAAAAUCAGUCGAACUCGCCGUAGAUAAAAGUGCAAAAAAUUUGGCAGAGUGGAGGGCGGCCGAGGCCAAGGCGAAAAAGCACAGCUUCGUGAGCGCGAGGGACAACGAGAAGCUCCGCGACGGCGUCGACGUGAGGAACCGCAUCUCGGGCAGCUCGCUUCACAUUUCAAAAGCCGCCAGUGAAAAGGACACCACGAAGCUUGAGUCGAAGAGGAAGAAGGCAGAGGAGACAGUGAAAAAGGCCGAUGUGGAGUACUACAACCUCUGCCUCAGGGCCGAGAGGUCGAGGCUCGAAUGGGAAUCCGCCAUCGUACGAGGGAGCCAUUGUUUCGAGGUGAUGGAAGACGAAAGGCUCAAGGGGCUGAGGACGCUGGCCGACCUGUACGCCAAAUGUUUCAAACAGACCGCCCCGAAAUUAACUCAGAUAGGAGAAAGGAUAAGCGACCCUCUGGAGGCGAUCGACGUUUCGAAGGACAUGCAGGCGGUGGUGUGCUUGAGGGUGGCGACGGAACCGUCCCACGAACAGAUCCUGCCGGACUUCUACCCGGAGCAGCUAACCCUAGCCAUGAACCGCGAUAGGCGGAGGCAGGCGAUAAUCAAACUCUUGCAGCUUGUCAAAGGCGACCUAGAGAGAGAAAGGCGAGGUAAGGCCGGUGUUGAGAACCUCGUACUCGCUUUUAAACAGACACCCACAUUUACUAGCGAAGACUCGCAGCAUAAUGUCACUGACAAGCUCCAACACAUGAAAUCGAUGCUGGCAUUCCUCGAGGCAACGAGGUACAAACUGCAGUCGGCACUGGCAGAGAUUGAAGGCACCCCCAUACCUGGCCACCCACUCGCUCCGCACAUACACAUCUCGAGGGACAGGCAAGGUUAUAGGCAGUCGACGCUCAAAGUGCCCUCUUGGGUCCAUGACACCGCCUCCGAACCAACAUCAGAGCAGCACAUCUGGAUUGACAGAGGCACCGCCGAUGGUACUGCGACCCACACAGAUAGCGAUUUCGACGAGUUUUCAAGCCAAGGAAGCGAAAAGGGCGACGAGAAUGCAGUUGUAGCAGAAGUCGUCCCAUCAUGCACGCCGCAGCGUUGCAAGGCUCUCUACAACUACAAGGCCAAACUCUACGACGAGCUCGACCUCACACCAGGCGACAUAAUCAACAUCCAUGACAAGCAGGUUGACGGCUGGUGGCUCGGCGAGCUCAACGGCACCGUCGGAAUAUUUCCAGCAACUUACGUUGAAGAAUUGUAAACUGAUUGUAAAUAAAAACAAACAACAACAACAAAGCCAAAUUUUUAAAACACAAAUUGUACAUAAGAUAAAUAAUUUAAUAAUUA